AUGCAGCCAUCCAAGCAGCGCGUCGGUCUGCGCCGAAACCCGUAUCGCGAGCACCGCGAAGAACAGGAGCGCAAAAAGAGGCGCCAAGAUGAAGAGGCCGCUCGGGUCCUGGCCGACUACGAGGAGCAGGGCACUCAGCCCCGCCGCGACGCCGACCAAGGCAGCACCUGGGUCCGCGGCGGGGUGAUCCAGCACCGCCCAGACGGGCGACCGGCCGCCACCGCGGCCGAGCCGUCCGCCGAGGCCCUGUACCGCAUGGAGGGCGAGCCGGCACACAUGGAUCGGCUGUCCUUCAUGUCGGGCGCCGGCCCCGGGCCGGGGCCACAGCCGGCGCCGGCCGUGCCCUCGGCCAGGCCGCCGGCGCGCGAGCCGGCCACACGCCGGCCGCGCCGCGCCACCUCCGCCCUCUUCUCGGACGAUUCCGACGAGUCGGACGACUCCGGCGACGACGACGCCCUGCCCGAGCGGAGGCGGGCCCCGGCGGCGCCGGCAUCCGGCGGCGGGGCACGGCACCGUGCGCCCUCGGCGCCCGUCGGCUCGACCGUCUCCUCGGCCGCCUCCUCGUUUGAGCGCUCGCAGCCACAUCGCACGGCCUUCAUCUGCUUCAUGGACACCGGGUCGGCCGACAAGGCCCAGUCUCACAUGAACGGCGCCCUAUUCAAUGGGCACACCUUGCGUGUGAACCUCUCCAAGCCGGUGGCCGUGACAGGCGACCCGAUCUACGACCCCAACCUGCCCCAGCUCUUCGGGGCACGCCUCCUGCGGGCCGACCGCAGCGAGGAGGCCCGGGCCCUGGCCCGGCAGGGGGCUCGGAAUGCCUGCAACGCGUCGGCACACGAGGCCGGCGGCCCGGUCGGCCGUUGCGGGGUGGCCCCCUCGCCGGAGGUCCUUUGGGAGGUGCCGGUCCGGAUUCCCGAAUGCCCGGACACCCGGCAGCGCAUCCACCGGACCGUGUCGGCGGUUUUGGAGCGCGGCUACCCCUUCGAGGCGUUCAUGGCCCACUUUUUCGCGCGGAACCCGGACUACGCCUUCCUGCAGGACUUCCACUCGCCGGAGCAUGCGUACUACCGCUGGCGGCUGUUCCACCUGUCGCGGGCCGAUUCCCUGGAGGAGCUGGACUCCUGGCCGGAGUUCCCCUUCCUCCUGAACCGCAGCGGCCCGGUGUGGAUCCCCCCCUCGCGGGCGGACCUCUUGGCGCUGGUCCGCGAGGAGGCGGCCCGGGCCCGGGCCCGGCAGGCGGCCGCCAGCAGCCCGGCCAUCGCGGCCACUGGAGACCCUGUGUCGGGGCUGCUGGCCCCGGGGGCGGCGGCUGCCACGGCGGCCUCCCCGACCGGUGCCCCGUCGUCGGCCGCUGUGUCAGCCUCGGCCGAGGCGGUGACCCCGGGCGCCGCCGAUGAUGCGCCGCCCCGGCCGGCGGGGUGGUCAUCAUCGGCGGCCACGGCCACGGCCACGGCCGCGACCACGACGGUGGUGGCGCUGGCCAGCCCGGACGCCGGGCCCGGUGCCCUGGCCAGGCCGGCGGCCGGGGGCCCUGUCGGCCCGCCGGGCCCCCGGCCGGCCGAUGACCGGGAGCUGGCCGACGCCGGGGCCCAGCUGGCACGCGAGCUGCCCGAGGACCUGGUCAGCGAGCUGCAUGCGCUCAUUUGCCGGGCCGACUCCAGCACAGCCUUCGUGGCCAUGUCCACGGCAUGGGUGCUGUCGCUGCUGACCCACGGCCAGCGCAUGCUGCGCUGGAGCAAGGAGCACUCCAUCGACCGGGUGCCGGACGCCCUGGCCCGGCUGCUGGUGGCACACAUCACGGCCGGCUUCCACGGCCUGCCGGGGGUUGAUGUGGCCCGGGCCGCGGCGGCCGGGGUCCCCGUCACGGCGGCCAUCACCGAGGACGGCCUGCCGGUGCUGCUCAGCCGCCCGGCCGCCGGGGAGGACAGCAUCGCCGAAACCCCGACCGACACCCGGCUGGCCCUGCUGCACGUCAUGUCCGACAUGGCGUCCAUCGUGGUGGCCACCGGCGAGGCGGCGCCGCUGCUCUUCUGGCGCCUGCACACGGCCCUCGAGGCGCGGGCUGUCCGGGCGGUGGCCGCCUUCGCCCGGGUCCGGCGGAUCUACGCGGCCACCGGGUCCCUGCGACGCGCGGCCGCCUGGGACUCCGCCGUCCGGGCCGUGGUCGACCACUGGCGGGCCAAUGGGGUUUUCCACUUGCGCGUGAUCGACGAGUGCGACCGGAGCCUCGGGCCGCCGGUGGUUCCUGGGACCACGUAG
This is a messenger RNA of Fonticula alba, 2259 nucleotides long. RefSeq lists its product as hypothetical. The coding region runs from base 1 to 2259 and encodes 752 amino acids. Gene Ontology annotation, cellular component: nucleus. The transcript is spliced from 5 exons. The record is from RefSeq and is a predicted model, not a curated record. Gene Ontology annotation, molecular function: RNA binding. NCBI's taxonomy places the organism in Eukaryota, Rotosphaerida, Fonticulaceae. Gene Ontology annotation, biological process: RNA processing.